Molecule: messenger RNA, 1245 nt
Organism: Trichomonas vaginalis G3
Lineage: Eukaryota; Parabasalia; Trichomonadida; Trichomonadidae
Product: amino acid transporter family
Exons: 1
Coding region: 1-1245 (414 amino acids)
Biological process (GO): amino acid transmembrane transport
Cellular component (GO): vacuolar membrane
Molecular function (GO): amino acid transmembrane transporter activity
Source: RefSeq, a predicted model, not a curated record
AUGGAAGGAGGAGAUAUGCUACUAAUUGAUUAUAAAUUCAUGCAAGGUAGCGAAAGAGAUCUUUUCACUGCUGAUUCUCAUCCGAUAUCUUCUCUUUCAGCAAUUUUGAUUCUUUUCUGUAUGAUGACUGGAGAUGACGCAAAUUAUUUCGAUAGCAUAUAUCAAAACGGUAUUGUCAAUGUCCUUACUAUUGCACUUUUUUCAAUGCUCAUUAAUAUUCUUUCUACACACAUUUUUGUCCGAACCUGGAGAUUUAAUUUUGGACUUCAGUAUGCCGAUGUUGUUCAAGAUAUAUUCAAUGGUGGGAAAACAAUUACAAGAAUAAUCUUUAUCAUUGCUCUGGUUUAUACAGGUUUGGUCAUUCAACAAUGUGCUGAAUACAAUAUCAGGUCAAUUGUAGCACCACAUCUCAAGAACUCAUAUCUAACAAACAGUAAUAUCAUGAAUUAUGUUAUUAUUCCUCUGUUUAUUCUACCGUUUAUGCUUGUCAAAAGAUUUGCAAGUCUUAGAUACUAUCUAAUGUUAGGAAACAUUGGAGUUCUAGUUGUUCUUGUUGUGUCAAUAUAUUUUUUUGUAAAAUGCUACAAAGAAAAUGGAUUUGAUCCUCAAAAACAAUUUGUUAUGAUAUCUAAAAGCUUUUGGGGUUGCUAUGAUAUAUUCUCUGGAUUUUCAUCCUUAUUUUGGGGACAACCAUUUCUUUGCGCAAUAGCUUCGACAUUACCAAAGACGUCACAAAAAUCAGUUAUUGCAACAUCUGUCAAUGCCACAAUCAUAGUUUUUAUAGUUAAUUUAGCAAUAUCCUUAUUCAUUCACUUUACAUUUUGGGGAACAGUUGGUAAUGAUGAUGCAUUAGCAUAUUAUGAUACUUCUAAUAUAGCUUCUAUCAUUGGAUUAAUAGGAUCAUUUUUCAACAAUGUUAUUACAACAUGCGGCUACCUUUAUGUAGCUUCAAACGAAUUAAUUCAAUUAUUCUUUUCGCAAGCUUCAACAUUUACAAGAUUUUUCUCUUCUAUAAUUAUUUAUUUGUUCUGUUGCCUACUUGCAACCUAUUAUGUCGCACCUUAUUCGAAAUAUUUUGAUAUUAUAGGAAAAACCUGUUAUUUAAUCAUAGCAUAUUAUAUUCCUCCAAUUGUUUAUCUUAAAGCAUUUAGGGUUAAGAGUGGAUGGGGAAUUUUAUCGAUAAUUUAUUUGUUAUUUAUAAUAUGUUAUACAGGCGCCCGUUAUUAUGACCUUUUAGAAAGAUAA